This is a messenger RNA of Spirometra erinaceieuropaei, 1974 nucleotides long. Lineage: Eukaryota; Metazoa; Platyhelminthes; Cestoda; Diphyllobothriidea; Diphyllobothriidae. The record is from the annotation of a GenBank genome assembly.
AUGCUGCUCUUCUGCAGUGUGUAUGAUCCGAGUCUGAAACUGUCACGUUGCGUCGAACGCCGAACCUUGGAAGGCUGCCGACUGACAACCCAACUCAGUCCACGCAGUCUGCCCAGUUAUGUGUGAGUGUGUGUGCGUUCGUGUGGAGGGGCGGACUGGUAGGCUGAGAGCCAGGCUGUCACAGGCUCUCACGCAUGUGAGGAGUGCGUGCGCGCGCUUUAUGGGUGGUGCCUCUCAGCCAAUGACUGUUUGACCACCCAGCCUUGAAGAGUGACGGCCAAGGCAAAUGCAAGGACCACGUGUCACCCUUCUGUGCCUUGUAUCACCUAUGUCAGGAUCAGCAAACGCAGUCUGGUGCGUGCUGGCAGUUCUUUGCAUCUGGUUCCCUGCCGGUAGAUGCGCUUGCGUCCCCGCCGGGUAUGCAGGUCGUGAGCAUCGCUGCCCAGUCAUCGUCGUCUUUUUGCUGUUGUUGUUGUUGAUGAUGAUGAUGAUGACGAUGAUGAUGAUGAUGAUGAUGAUGAUGAUGAUGAUGAUGAUGAUGAUGAUGAUGAUGAUGAUGAUGAUGAUGAUGAUGAUGAUAUUGGUCGAAAUCCUCGUCAAUCGUUGUGUGGAGCAAGGGGUGUGACGGUACGCCCAGGUGCGGGUUUGGUCGCGCCAGCCACCUGCGUCUUCUCCCGCUUACGGUCUUCUUUGACCAUGCCUUGGCACCUGGCGCAGGUGGGGAGUUAAAGAAGAAUGCGGCAGAUACUGUGCAAGUCUAUCACCACUAUAAAGUAAUCUACGCGCAUGUCACCGUGCCUGCUCUCACCCUGCCGUACAAAACACGGUGGACAUUGUCGGCAACGACGGUCGAACUGUCAUGUCAUUCGUCUGGUAUAUUUCGAGUGCACAUUGGGAUGUCCCACAUCAGAGGGUUUUGUGUGCACCACGGGCAUUUCAGCCGCUCCGACUACAAAUAUUCUCGUUUUGCGGGUCAGAAAACAAUGACUGUCGAUUAAUUUUCUCAUACGCCAGGCGUGCCGGCAGUAGCUCAGAGAUACAGAGCCUUUGCGCAAAUUCAGAAAAUUAGUGUUUCGUUCCCACUCCAUAGCAAACCUUACUGAGCCUAUAAGUCCCCUGGUCCCCUUGUUCUGUCACAUUAAGCUGUUCAUUUAAACAACUAAAAAGAAACCAUAAAAUUAUCUGCAGAUGAUACCUACGUUAUGAGCCAAGCCCACGCAACUGGCCCCGGGGCUUGCAUCGACAGUUAACAAUAAUUGUGUGUCGGAGAUACUUGAAAUUUAUCGCCAGCCGUGUCGUCAUUGCAGCUUAUUAUUUGAUGGUUCAGAAUGUGGAGAACGGGCAACACCUCAGCAUCGCAAAUCCGACUUCUACUAGUUGCAGUUGGGCCGACAUCAGCACCUGCUACUGAAGAUCUUGUUAUUCAUUGCAGUCGAUGAAAGCGCGCACCUACAGUGUGCCACCGUUGGUUGUGUUGUCGUCCUGGAUUAUCGCUCCGUCCGGAUGGUCUUAUAGCUGGUAAGGAUUAACAGCCAAUAACUCCACGAAACUUCAGAAUACGUUCUUAUUAAGUAAGCUGGGUGUUUUAGCGUCAUUCUUAACUUUCACACAGAGUUUAGGUUAGUGGAAUAAGCAUUGCGGUAACUGAAGGCGUAUCCAAGGCCUGAUCAUUGCGUCCCUCAUAUCGGAUUGCGGCUAGGAGGAGAAUUGUAUUUUGUACAGUAUGAAGGAAGUUUAGAUAGGGUGUGCUGGCGGAUACACGUGAUGCUCAUGUCCACCCGUUGUGCGAAAACGUGAGUGUGUUGUGCGGGGCAAGAUUGUGUGUGACACGCGUGGCCAAGCUGUCCUAUUUCUGUCGGCCAUUGCGCCCAAUAUCUGCAUCAGGUGAUUAACAGGCUCGACCAGUUGGCUGGCGCACUGGAGAAGGAAAAGAGCGUCGGCGACCCUGGGGUCUGCAGUCACAGGGCACGUUAG